AUGGCUUCUGGUCCUCCCUCAGUGGCUUCAACCAAGGAGACAACAAACUAUGCACGGCUUUGUCGUCUUCUGGUGGAUGUCGGGUCCCAGGUCUUAAGAGACACAUUUGAUGGUAUACAUUCGCCGGAAGGACUCCAUAAAGUUUUGGCUCGUCACCCAGAACAUGCAAAACUACAGUCUCUUCGGAAGAAGAAAGUUAUUAAUCCCACACAAUGGGGGAAGUUGUUCCCUGUCGUUACAGCUUCUGUUUCAUCAGCUAGCUUUGAUAUCACACUCUUAGUGGUGCUAUUGAGGAAUAUCUGUGGUCUUAGUCCUCCUAUCAAUGGCUGGGACCGUCUUCCUCCUGUAGCAGAAGGCAGUGCAUCAGCUAACAUAGCCAGGGUGAAGUUUUACCGAAAUACUACAUACGGUCACGCUGAGCAGGCUGCAGUCGAUGACACCACAUUCAACACCUUAUGGCAGGAUAUCGGUGAUGCAAUAGUUGGAUUAGGAGGAGCAAAGUACGCUGCAGCUAUUAUCAAGCUCAAGAAUGAAAGUAUGGAUCCUGAUAUGGAGGAACACUACAAGGAGUUGCUAUCAAUGUGGAAAAAAGAUGAGGACAACAUUAAAGAAAAGCUUGAAGAAGUGGAAGGUAUGUUACAAAAGUAGUUGUUGUAGGGUUGAGGGCUCUGAAAAAAUAACGAAGGCGAUUUUUAGGAAGUAAAAUGCGACAGCUUGCAUACAUAUUUGAUACUCUGCCAAAAAGUAUCUUAAAUGUACGAGAGGUGCGUUCAGAGCAGGGCAGGCUUUUUUUGCUCUUGUGUAGGAUACAAGUACAUGUAAAAUAGUCUUACACCUCAUGAAGGUGAAGUGGUGGGGGAUAGCUUGGCUAUUCGGUGAAUGCGGACAUUUCCAUAGAUCCCGGUUAAUGUUGUGAAAAAGUUUGCAUUAAAGACACUAAUAAAAAUGUGAACGUAAUCGUUUGUCCUGCGAUAGAGUCACUUUCGCGACCUUUCAAAUUCCCCCUGUUGGUCUUUUCAGGUGGUCAAGGAGACUCACAGUAAGCAGGUGAAACGUCACGAUCCAUAUCGGAAGUGACUACAUCGUAAGAAAAACGAUCAGAUUUCAUUUCAGAGGUAUCGCUCUUCCCAUUUUCACAAUUUCCCCUUUCAAAUUUUAUUCUCUCACACGUUUUCAUAAAAAACCAUACAGAACUUUUAAUUUAAAGAUAUUAUGAAUGUAGUGAAACUUUGCCGACUUUAUCAACAUGGAAACAUUCUCGAUCAUUAAAGGAAAACUUGAACAUGUUGAAGAACAAGUAAAAAACGUCAGUGAAAAGUUAGAUGCCAUCCUUGGAUCAAAGCAAGCUAAAGGUCAGUCUUCGAAACAUUUAGUACCGUUAUCAGAACGUUAUAUACUCUUUCUUAUUAUCUGUGAACUUAAGAGGUUUGAAAGUGGCGUACAGGAAUCAGGCGAAGUAUUUGAGAAAUGAUUAUGUAAGAUGUGACUUUGUCUCAAAAUAAUUUGUGGUUACCGUGUUGUGUGACUAUGUUACAAUAAUUGGUAUGGUCACUGUAACCGAAGUCACGCGUAAUUGGGGUCAUUCAUUCAUUUGAAAUAUCCACGUACUUUUUUGCAGUCGAGUGUAUGAUUGGUUUAUACACACAUACAAGCUAAUUGUGUUGUAACCUAGAAUGCCCCGAGGAAAACCGGGUUACCAGACGAAAUGCUUAGAGUAUUGUAAACUGCUGGUUCCCUAUUCCACCACUUCGUGGUCUUUGUGGAUAUGUAAAGUGCUGUACAGAUAGUGCUGGACAGGUAGUGCUGGACAGGUAGUGCUGGACAGGUAGUGCUGGACAGGUAGUGCUGGACAGGUAGUGCUGGACAGAUUUUGUAAAAGCUCGUGGAACGUAUGUCAGCAUAUUGAAAAAAGCCAAAUUCUUCUUUCAGAUGAUUUUGAUCCAACUGAACUGAUCGAUGGAAUACGACAACUUUACAAAGUCCGCGAUGGAUGGUUGGCACCAUUUCCGUGGUGCGAGGACUUUUGUUUUCAUCUUGGUGAUAUCUAUACCAGACUCAGAGUGGUAAGCAGAACGAAAGCAGGAGGGAAAGCCACAGGACACGUUGUUACCAUGUCUGAAAUAUUCAAGUCGCACGAAGAAUGUGAGAAUCCAAGAACAUCGUUAAUUGAGGGGAAGCCCGGUAUGGGAAAAACCACAUAUUGCAAGAAACUUGUUUAUGGUUGGGCGAUUGGAAAGCAAGAAACAGGUGGCUUCCUACCAAGCUUCAAAAUCGUGUUGUUCAUCAAAUGUCGCGAUAUGAAGGGAGACCUAUGGGCGGCUAUUGAUGAUCAGCUUCUUCCUCGAGAUAUCGAUGAGGCCGAAAAGGAGAAAUUCUUCAACUUCAUUCGCCGCAAUCAGUCUGCGGUUCUACUGGUCCUUGAUGGAUUGGAUGAAGUUUCUGUGAGUAAACUACCAAUGUUUGCCGAAAUCAUCCAAGGAAGACUUCUUCCAAAGUGUUACCUGGUUGUUACAGCGCGACACGAAGCUGGAGUUCAAGUUAGAAGACAUUGUGACACAUUGCUGGAGGUUGAAGGGUUCACUGAAGAGGAUGCGCGAAACUUUAUCACCAAAUACUUCAAAACAAGGGAGAAUUUGGCCAAAACUCUCAUCGAAGAGAUUGGAAAAGAUAAAAAGUUGAAAGACAUGGCGGCAAAUCCUCUCAACACCGCACUUUUUUGCCUGGUUUGUGAGGACUUUGAAGGGGUCUUCCCAGAUAGUAGAACGGAGCUGUAUGUGGAAAUAGUGCAAUGUGUUUUAAGAAGAUACAAGCUAAAGAAACAACUGCCAGUAAACGGCGAAGACUUCAUUGAAAAGUACGGAACCCAACUGAAGCACCUUGGCGGGAUAGCACUUAACGGUUUGCUCGAAGACAACUUGGACUUUGACGAAAGUGAGCUUGGAAAUCACAAAAGUGACUUACCUGGAUUUGGGUUUCUCUCCGUUCAGCCUGGAGGCAGCAAAUUAAGACCGCGCCGGCGUUAUGCUUUCCUUCACAAGAGCUUUCAAGAAUGGUUUGCCGCGUACUAUCUGAGUCGUCGAUUGAUUGCGAAGGAAAUCAGCCCCAGCGAAGUAGCUGUUGACAAGUGUUUCAUCCAACAGUUGAAAGAAGUCCUUCCAUUUGUCUUUGGUAUCUUAUCAGCACGAUGCGAGGAGACAACGGUGAUCCUAGUCAAGAGCAUAACGUCACACUUGAACCAGGAGGUGGAUGAAGUCAGAGAUAGAUGGUUCAGGGUUGUAUUGGACUGCAUCAAAGAAUGCAAGGAGGAGAACGAUCUACCAACUCGCUUGUCACGUGAUUUUGGCUCGCUUCUUCAACUGGAAUCUGUCUCUCUUGAAAGGUCAAACGUUUGUGAUCCUGAUGUUGUUAUUCUGGCUGAAGCACUUAAAACCAAUACAACCUUAACAAGUUUACAUAUUUCAUUCAAUGCAAUUGGAGAAGAAGGCGCUGUCGCUCUGGCCGAGGCCCUUACAAGCAAUUCGUCCCUGAGAGUGUUGAAUUUAGGUACUAAUAGGAUUCUUGGUCCUGGAGCCUGUGCGUUAACUGGUUUACUCAAACGCAACACAACUCUGACGGAAUUGUUAGUACCUUUCAACAACAUCCUCGACUCUGGUGCUGAUGCUCUGGCCGAAGCCCUGAAAUGCAACGUGUCUCUGUCAAGACUAGAUUUGUCUUUCAAUAACAUUGGCCAUCCUGGUGCUACCACCCUAGCCGGUGCCAUUAAGUGCAAUGGAACCCUGACGGAUCUGAGACUGUCUGGCAAUAAAAUAGGAGACGCUGGUGCUUCUUUCCUUGCGGAUGCAGUACAAGUGAACGCCAAUUUAAAGAUGAUUCUUUUGGCUGGUGGUUCCAUUGGAGAUGCUGGUGCUACUAGUCUGGCUGAAGCACUCAAAUGCAACAAAACCUUGAAAGACCUGGGUUUGCACGAUAAUGAUAUUGGAGAUUCUGGCACCACUGCUUUAGCAGCUGCCCUUGAAUGCAAUAAUUCCUUGGAAAGGCUGGAUUUAUCGAGCAACAAAAUUACUGAUCGUGGCGCUCUCGCUUUAUCUAAUUCCCUUAAGAGUAAUACUAUUCUGAAAGAGCUGUAUUUGGCUCGCAACAGCAUCGGUUAUCGUGGUAUUAACGUCCUAGCUGAUGAAGCUAAAGGCAGCACGACCUUGACGAAGUUGCAUUUGUCUGGCAACAGGGAUGCCGCGGCUGUAGUUCGGGAACUCCGCUCAAAACUUGGCGAUCUUAUUGCGUAA
Pocillopora meandrina is the source of this 4283-nucleotide messenger RNA. The record is from the annotation of a GenBank genome assembly. Lineage: Eukaryota; Metazoa; Cnidaria; Anthozoa; Scleractinia; Pocilloporidae.